AUGGUUGAUGAACCCCCGCUACUCUUGGUAAAGCUGGCACUACCUCCCAAACUUCAGGGUCUUCACCACGUGCUCCAGGUUAUCAGCGGCUUUGUUAUCCCCAACACCAUCGAUGGUGCCGUGUACAACAACCUUCAGCGCAUUAUCCGAGCUGGCUCCAUUUCAACAGAAGCGAAGGCUGCUCGACAGCAGCUUUCGUCGGAGCAGCCUCCAAUGGCAAUCACAACACGCUCAAAUGGCUACAUAAGUAUUAUCCAUCGCAGUGCAAUCCCGAUAGAGAACUUGCUGCUGCAGCUGGAUACAAUCAAGGUCGAGUGA
Molecule: messenger RNA, 318 nt
Organism: Phytophthora nicotianae INRA-310
Lineage: Eukaryota; Oomycota; Peronosporomycetes; Peronosporales; Peronosporaceae
Exons: 2
Coding region: 1-318 (105 amino acids)
Source: RefSeq, a predicted model, not a curated record